Arabis nemorensis is the source of this 1236-nucleotide messenger RNA. The record is from the annotation of a GenBank genome assembly. NCBI's taxonomy places the organism in Eukaryota, Viridiplantae, Streptophyta, Magnoliopsida, Brassicales, Brassicaceae.
AUGCUCGAGGGAGCAAAGUUCAACGUGCUAGCUGUUGGGAAUCACAACAACGACAACAACUACUAUGGUUUCACAGAAGAGUUCUAUCAAAAGCUAAAUGAAGGUACAAACAUGUCCAUGGAGAGUAUGCAGACGAGUAACGCUGGUGGAUCUGUAUCUAUGUCUGUGGAUAACAGCAGCGUUGGUUCCAGCGAUGCUCUUAUUGGCCACCCGGGUCUGAAGCCAUUGCGACAUGUCUACUCGCUCUCCGUUGGGCAAAGUGUAUUUCGCCCUGGAAGAGUUACCCACGCCUUGAAUGAUGAUGCCUUAGCUCAAGCGUUGAUGGAUAGCAGGUUUCCAACUGAAGGGCUGGCGAACUAUGAAGAGUGGACGAUAGAUCUGAGGAAUCUCUACAUGGGUCCUGCUUUUGCUCAAGGUGCUUUUGGUAAAUUAUACAAAGGGACAUACAAUGGGGAGGAUGUAGCGAUUAAGAUACUUGAGAGGCCAGAGCACAGCCCUGAAAAGGCACAGUUCAUGGAACAACAGUUUCAGCAAGAGGUGUCUAUGCUUGCAAAUUUGAAGCAUCCCAACAUCGUGAGGUUCAUUGGUGCGUGUCGCAAGCCAAUGGUUUGGUGCAUAGUGACUGAAUAUGCCAAAGGAGGUUCUGUGAGGCAGUUUUUGACAAAGAGACAGAACCGAGCUGUGCCUUUGAAGUUAGCUGUUAAACAGGCUUUGGACGUCGCUAGGGGUAUGGCCUAUGUCCACGGACGCAACUUCAUACACAGAGAUCUCAAGUCAGAUAACCUCCUCAUCUCAGCUGAUAAGUCAAUCAAGAUUGCAGAUUUUGGUGUCGCGAGAAUCGAAGUUCAAACCGAAGGGAUGACACCAGAAACCGGAACCUACAGAUGGAUGGCUCCAGAGAUGAUACAGCAUAGAGCCUACAAUCAAAAAGUGGAUGUGUAUAGUUUUGGGAUAGUGCUGUGGGAGUUAAUCACAGGACUUUUGCCAUUCCAGAACAUGACAGCUGUACAGGCUGCGUUUGCGGUUGUGAACCGAGGAGUGCGUCCAACGGUCCCAAACGAUUGUCUUCCGGUGCUAAGUGAUAUCAUGACUCGAUGUUGGGACGCAAAUCCAGAAGUGCGACCAUGUUUUGUGGAGGUUGUGAAGCUGCUUGAAGCUGCAGAAACAGAGAUAAUGACGACAGCUAGAAAAGCCCGUUUCAGAUGUUGCAUGAGCCAGCCAAUGACGAUUGACUAA